Mercenaria mercenaria is the source of this 2680-nucleotide messenger RNA. RefSeq lists its product as uncharacterized. The record is from RefSeq and is a predicted model, not a curated record. NCBI's taxonomy places the organism in Eukaryota, Metazoa, Mollusca, Bivalvia, Venerida, Veneridae. Bases 140 to 799 code for a protein of 219 amino acids. The transcript is spliced from 2 exons.
UAAGAAAGCAUUUCUAUCUGUUUAGAUUUCUCGAAUAAAAAAAAUAUAUUAUCAAUGUUAAAAGAUCUCAUUUUCAUUGGAUCGCUGUCUCGGAGAUAAAUAGGAUCGUUCCCGCAGAAACGUAAAAUAAUUAGUCGUUAUGGCAUCUGCUGAGAGUGAGACUGAAGAAAAAGUUACAAGUGUUCCUGUAGAAGGAAACGAUGAUGAAACUGAUGAUAAUUUAUCUGAUGUUGAUUUUCUUCAUAAUGAACUUGCAAACGUUAACAGAAAACUCGAAGUCAUGCAUCUGGCAUUGGAAAAAGCUCGACAAGAUCAUAAGCAUACCAUAGAGUCCAAAGACAAAGAUUUCCAUAACCUACAAGAGCAAAUUAACGAUAUGCAGGAAAACGUCGACCGAUUAAAGUUUGAAAAGGAAAGACUGUUGUCGAAAGGAAACCUUCGUGAGAUUGACAUGGCAGGUUUGAAGAGGGAAAUAGACAAUUUAAAGUUGCAGCUACAUGAGACUGAAGCAAAAGCCAAAAAGCGCGAAGACGUCAAUGCGGUUCUUAUGGCACAAGAACAAACGAUAAAAGAAGAACUCAAAGAAGAACUCAAAGAAGAGAUGGAUAGAAAUACACACGCAUUGCAUGAUGAUAUGCUAGCUAUAUUGAGAGAAGUACAAGCGGAGAAAAAAGAUGUUGCUGCAAUUCUUCAAGAGGUUCAGACAGAAAAGAAAGAUGUAGCUGAGGUAAAAAGAGGAAUGCAUAAAAUUACAAACAAGGGGAAAUAUCAUAAGCAUUGCAUGGAAAAUAAAUACUAACAUUUUUUACAUUUACUUGAUGCGUUGCUUUGCGUGUUAAAUUCAGACUUUGUGUUAAAUGAUAACGUUUGUUUCGUACCGAUAUAUUUUGAUUAUAAUACCUUUAAGAGUCAUUUUCAGUGUGGAAACCAUUGCCAUAAUAUGUUAUUCAUUUUUGUUUGUAUCAUUGGUGCUUGUGUUUGCAAUGAACACUGCCUUAAUGGUCCAUAAUGCUUUAAAUUUUUAUCUUAAAAACAGAUGAAACAGCUUUCCAAAUAGAUGUUAUGCGUACUUUAAUGGUUAGAAAAGCAUUACUUUUAAUGUUUCACGUGAACUGUUAUAGUUAGAGCAAUAAAGGGAGGUAAUACAUUGUUUGUAAAAAAACCCAAUAGAUUCAAUAAAACAUUGUAGUAUAUUCAGCAAUAUUCAAACCUUUGACAAAUGUUAAAAGAAAGUAAUUAUCAGAAAUAGGAUUUAACAAGAAAUUGAUUUAUUUUAUGUUCAUAACGGAAAAUUUGACAGCCACAUUUUAAACAUAGGCAUUAUGAGCCUUUAAAUCAAGUAACCACCUUUCCGUCAUAAAAUCACGUGUUGUUAAAGCCUCUUGUCCAACUUGUUUAUUGUUAGUAACUUUAUAUAUUUGAACAUGUAGUUUUUUACUACGUCAUCUAUAUAGCAGGGACUUAUAAAAAUGGCUGCAUGGUUAAGGUCGCUGGCUUCAAAUUUCCUCAAAUAUUAGGAAGACGAUUUUCAGAACAUGUAUCUUUUGAAUAUAUGCCUGUCUUCUUAGCCUAUGUCACUUCUAGAAUCAGUGAAAUAAUAUUUGUGCUAUUAUGUUCGCAUUUAUUGUAAUUCAGAUUAUUAUAUACAGCACAAAACAAGAUCAAAGAUAAAAUAGGAAUAGCUACGUCCCAAAACAAAAAUGAAGCCGCCCUUAAACGGACUAAACCAUACAGCGGUUUAUGUAUGGUUGUGAAUAUCUUUGGCAUUUAAUUAAACACUCUCAAAGUAAUUUAAAGACGGAGUUAACUUCAUUUUCAUAAGUCUGAGAUAUUCAUUUUGAAUAUUUUUCUCAGCCUACAUAACUUAGUUACUGUAUUUAAAAGAGAUAACAUAAAAACGAAACUGCAUAACGUAAACAUACCAAAUCCAUCACAUGAAAGGUGCAAACUUAAAUGCAUUAUAAUACCUGUGUUGCUAUGUUCAGGAGCUUUUAUUGUAAAGGAAGAGUUUAUUUGUUGUUCAGCAAGAAAUUCUUUUUUGAUAAAUAAAACGAAAUUUCAUUUCAGUUGAUCUGACAAAGAUUACGAUAUGUCAAUUUAUGCAAAAGAAACGCAUUAAUCAACGUUACAAUAUAAACUUUAAGAAUGUAGGGAUUAUAUUUAUUCGACAGUGCCGUUUUCACUGUCUUUAUAUUUACUUGUGAUCUUUUCAUUAAUAGAAAGCAUGAACAAAUAAAUAUGUAUAUUUGACAUUGUGUGAAUCUUGCAAAAAGACUACAUUAUCAAGUUGCGAAAUUAUAAGUGGUCUCCAUUGUCGAAGGAAGCGGUGGUGCAACUUGAGUUCCUCCGAUUUCAUCCCAAGAGGCCCCGGCAUCAAACCUUGUUUCUCCUGCUCAAUCUGGGUUCGUUCCCAAUAAAUACUUUGUGAACUAGCUUAUCUUUACAUUACCGUGUCACCUUCCCCAUAUUAAACAUGUACUCUCACCAAUGUUGGUUCUAGACUCACUCGGGGUGUAGAAUUCUUCAUGUGAGGAAGCCAUCCAGCGGGCUUAUGGAAGGCCGGUGGUUCUACCCAGUUGCCCGCCCGUGAUGACAUAAGGCCCGGAGGAGCACCUGGGGUCUUCCGCCACCAUGAAAAAGCUGGAAAGUUGCCAUAUGAACUAUAAUUGUUCGAUGCGAC